Molecule: messenger RNA, 6381 nt
Organism: Apus apus (common swift)
Lineage: Eukaryota; Metazoa; Chordata; Aves; Apodiformes; Apodidae
Product: oxygen-regulated protein 1-like
Exons: 4
Coding region: 1-6381 (2126 amino acids)
Biological process (GO): retina development in camera-type eye; photoreceptor cell development; intracellular signal transduction
Cellular component (GO): axoneme
Source: RefSeq, a predicted model, not a curated record
AUGAGUGAAACACCUUCAACCAGUUACUCAGUGAAUCAGCCAAACUCCUCUGGGAGUGAACAGAGUUUAUCCACUCGCCAUCUCAAUGUUACUGAACCUGUUGUGGCAAAACGGAUUUGUUUCUAUAAAAGUGGAGAUCCUCAGUUUAAUGGGAUCAAAAUGGUCAUUAACAACCGGUCUUACAAAACAUUUGAUGCCUUGUUGGAUAGUUUAUCCAAGCGAGUCCCAUUACCUUUUGGAGUAAGGAAUAUUAGUACACCGAAAGGAAGACACAGCAUCACCAAUUUGGAGGAUCUUGAAGAUGGAAAAUCUUAUAUUUGUUCCCACCAGAGGAGAAUGAAACCCAUCAACCUGGAACAGGCAAGCAAAAAACCACUGCCCUGGCAGAUCAGUAGGCCUGUCAGCGCGCGUCGCCGAGCUGUGCAAUUAGCAAGGCAGAAUGAAGAUGGAUUUGGCCAUCGAGAAAGAAAAAUAACAACCCCCAAAAAGUUGCUUGUUUUCAAAAAUGGUGAUGUCAGACACAGACGCACCAUGAUUCUGGGAAAGAAAAAUACACAUACCUUUGAGGCCUUUCUGGAUCAUAUAAGCGAGUUAAUGCAAUAUCCAGUUGUGAAACUGUAUACCACUGAUGGCAGAAAGGUUACUAAUCUUCAGGCCCUGGUAUUGUGCUCUGGAGCUGUAGUUGCAGCAGGGAGAGAGCCUUUUAAACCAAGCAAUUAUGAUUCUCUUGUGUAUUCGCAGCCUGCUAGAUUGCUUGGAAUGGCAAAUCGUGUGUACCCAAACACAAAUGCCAAGUCAGAAAGUGAAAAUAUGACAGCUGAAAUGGGCUCUAGCUCAAGAUCUCAGAUAUUCUCAGUUUCUUCUGAUAAAGUGUCCAGCAAUGAUAACAACUCGAAUGAUAACAACUCAAAUGAUAACAACUCAAAUGAUAACUCAAAUGAUAACAACUCGGUUUCUUCCUAUGCUCCUGAGAAGGACAUUGAGAAAUCUGUUCAUCUUAAUCAAGAUGGCAGUAUGACAGUGGAAAUGAAAGUUCGAUUCAAAAUUAAAGAGGAAGAAACCAUUAAAUGGACAACAACUGUAAGCCGUGCUGGCCUUUCUGAUGACAAAAACACCACCAUUUUCAAUUCCACAAUGCAUGAGGAAGACUGCUUAUCCAAUGUAAAUUCAUCAGAAUGUACAAAACCAAACCAUGCUCCAUUUUUGAAGAGCUACGAUAAAGAAGAGGGAGACUCAUUACAGCAAUUCAGUGCAGAAGUGUCAGACAAAGAAUCAGAGUCUGAUUUAAAAACUGCUGGUUGUAAUAACUGUAAGGACAACAGUUCUGCAGACCUAGAUGUAAGCGAUGUACCUGAGGAUAAUAUCAAGCCUCGCUUCUAUAGGCCUCCCACCCCUGGGCCAAGGCGUGUUAGACAAAAGAAAGCAGUAGUUGAAAGUGUCACUUUGGUAUCUGAGAAAGAGGUUCAGGAGAAGAGAGUAGAACAGUUUUCCUACAGUGAGGAAAUACAGAAUGGAGAAAAUAAAUCUGAGUAUUGCAUGGUAGCUCAUUCAAGCAGAAAAAAAUCAAGUGUCAGUAAUUCAAAGUUUAGCGAGAUGAGUGACAAUGAUUUAUUAAAGCUUUCUUCAGAGAAUAUAAAAGAAGAAAUGCAUUUUACAGUAAGCCACAGAAGUAAUGAUUUAAUAGAUACCACAAAUAGGAAGAUGGUAGAAAUGCCUGACAAAGACAAACUGGUACAGAAGGCACUAGAGAAAUCAGUUGCAGAACAAGAUACACAUAAUAGUUUAGUAUCAAGCUGCAAAGCUAACAUUAGUGGUUUCAUACCAUCCUCAAAAAUUUACCAGGCAGCUAGGCCAGGUUCAGCAGACCACAUCCAUGAAUCAAGUGACAUUAAACAAAUAAAAAGAUCAUUGAGUUCUUUUGUUAAAUAUUCAGAAUUAUGUCAGUCAAAAGAAGAAACUAUAUGCGAAGCUGCUGAUUUAUUACCUGUUUCUCAAGAUUCAAUGCAUUCAGCCUGUCCUGAACUUAGCCAGAUGAAGGUGAUGGUACCCCCAUGUAAUAAAACUGCUACUGAGAAAAUAAAUCCAACUGGCUUCUUUCCUAGUGUUACUGAAAGUGAGAAUCAGAUCAGUGACAGGACUGAAUCUGAGACAGCAACAAGUCUCAUGGAUGACAACCAAUCUGCAUCUUCCCUCACCAAAAAGAAGAAGAAGAAGAAGAGAAAAUCAUCUAACUUUCUAGAGCAAGGUACAUAUGAAAAUCAAAAAGAUAAAGAAAUUUCAGGAAUAAUUAAAGGUGAAGGAACACAUACCACAAGAAAAACUACACAGGAUUCCACAACAGAGGCCAUGGAUAAUUGUUCUGAAAUGCCUCAGAAAAAAGGAAUAGAAUUAUCUGUAAAAAGCAGCAAUGGGUCUGUCAAUUCAGACAAAAGCAUAUUUCCUGAAGAUGAGUUCUCUCACCAGGAUUCAGAGGAACAAAAUGGAUUAUCAUUUAAUAAAAAACAAAAAAAUAAUGACAAAAAGUUGGCCAAGGUAAAACUGAAGUCAGGCAAAAAGAAUAGUGUGGUUUCAUCUGCAAAGAGUGAAGAUGGUCAAGUGACAGCUGAUUCGAACAAUGAAUCUGAACACAGUCAGGAUACACUGAGUAGCAAGAAAGAAGGAAUAAAUCUCUCAACCAGUUCUUUUGAACAGACAUCUAACUCAUCAGUGUUUUCAAAGCCAUUGUCAGAAGUGCCAAAGAAUCUUAACUUUGAAAAAGAAAAGGAAAAGAAUAUUUUGGAAAAGUUAUCAUCAAAGAAAGAGAAAAAACAAAAAGGAAUGAAGAAAAAUCUAAGUAAAGGUGCAAAUAAAUUAAACAUAUCAGAGAGAACCAUUACACUAGAGGCUCUAAAACAGGAGGAUUUUCAAGAGGAUGUUCUUGAAAACUAUGUCCAAAGUUGGCUGAAAAACUUGUCACCAAAUACUGUCUUACCCCCUAUAAAUAAAAAAAAAGUGACUGUAGAGAGCAACAAUGCCUCUCAUUUUCCUAAUGAAAAUACUGAUAUUUCUAUAGAUAAAGAAACAAGAUUUCUCAUAAAUAAAUUACAUGUGACUGGAAAAAACCAUCUGGUUGAGCAUAAUCCAACAAAAAAAACAUUAAAGCCUAUUUCUGAAAUAGGAACUUUAGAAGAAUCAGGUGAGAAACAAACUGACUCUUUGAUUCAUGCUGAUGCAACAAUACUAGAAGAAGCCAAGCAUUCUCUAAAGUCAGAAUUUCAUCAUGAUGGUAAGCUACAGUUAUUUCAUGAAACACAAGACAAUGAUAACAAGAUGUCAGUCGAUAUUCAGGAUAACAACCUAUGUCAAAGGAAAAAAUCUGAAGUUGCUGUUCAAGUUGAUUGUGCAAUUGUCAAUGAGAAAAUGGAAUUUGAUGUUCAGAAUAAUUGUAUGUCUAGCAUGAUGCUGCAUGAACUACAAUCAAAUUUGCUUGUUCUCCAGAAGGAGCAUAGUGGAUGUAUAGGAAAAGCCUGCAGCCUUUCUGAUCUUUCUCCUUCAGCUUUUGGUUCUUCCUCCAAUGUCCUCCUAGCUUGGCUACUUCUACUGAAUCUGAGAGAGAAUUUGAUUGAGACAAUCAAAGACGAUACGAAAAAAACAACCUGCAGCUGUUCUGAAAUAUUCACACAGUUACAAUUUCUGAAACAAAAUUCAUUAGUAGAAAAAGUCAAUGAACUAAAGGCUGCCUUAUCUCAUUUUCAACAAUCAACAGAAAAUAACUGCUUAAGCUUUGGGGGAGAACUCGAAAAGCAGGACUCCACAGAUUGCCAUGAUGAUAUGCCUGUAUCUGAAAUUCGUAAUGAUAUACAUUUGCAUGCAAAUGAAAACUCAAUUGAGCCUUGCAUUCCAAAGGACAAUACAACUUCUGAAGAAGCUCUAAAAUUGACUGGUGAAUUAGAAAGUUCUUUAGAUAUACAGAAAGAUCUUUGCAGAGAAACAGAGACUUUGAACUUGAGUGCUCCCAAAACAGAGCUUGAUGGUCAAUAUGCCAAUACUCAUUCAAAUAUCUGUAACCCUGCAUUAGCUGUAGAGUCACCUGAAAGAAAUGAAGAUAUGCCUGAUAGCCUAUAUAAAAAGUCUCAAGAUAAAAACACAGAUACAUCAUUUGCUAAUGAAGAGUCAGAAAUUUCAGUAGAACCUAACUCAACAGCUCAUAGUGUAACGUCUAAUGACAAAAACUGUAUUUUAGAUCAUGAUACUUCUGAGUUAGAAGGUGAAAAAAAUAUUCAUGUUACUACUAACAAAAGUGAAGAUGAGAAUGUUGAUCCAAAGCCAGUAGGUAAUGAGAAAACCCCAAAUAAUCAACUUGAACUAUCUGUUGAAUCCUCUGUAGAAUACAAUAAUGAGGAUUAUUCCAUACAGGCAGACAAGAAGGAUGCAGAGACUGAUGAGGAAAUAUCUGAGAGGUUAUCUACAGCCUCUCCAUUAUCAUUUUGCUAUGAAUCAAAACAAAUUACAGAAUGUGAUAUGAGUGAAGGAGAACAGAAAUUGCAAGUAGAAGAGCUGGAGAACAGAACGCAUUCAGAUGCUUCUCAACUGAAAAAACGCUUAAGAAGUCCUGCUACUUCAGACUGGUCAGAUUACAGACCAGAUACUGAAGAGAGUGAUCAUAACUUUAGAGCAUCCAGUGAUUUGACCAAUGAAAGCGAGGAAGAAGCAAUACUUGAAAAACAUUAUAAUACUGGCUAUGUAAAAAGAACUAUUGAACGACUUUAUGGCAAGCAGGAAGCUUCAUUUAAGCCUGAAUUUCACAAAGGAUUUCCUUAUGUGUCAAAAGUAUUUCCAAAAGAUACUGAAGAAUUCUACUCUGCAGUGGCUGAAAAAACAAUUUCUUUUUCUCAAGAAAAUAGGUCUUAUUCUGCAGAGAAAUUUUCACAUUCUCCAAUGCCAUCACAAGAAUUUCCAGUAAACACAGACAAAGAGGACACUAUAUCAAGAAGAGAAAGUACUUCUUUACCAACACCACAAACUACUCCUAACAGAGAGGAGACAAGUUAUACUGAUGACUGUCCAGAGGAAUCUCCAAAGCAACAUUGUGAACCUAUCUCACAGGCUAAUGAAGAAGAAGGAAUAUUGAUAGAUAAAGGUAAAUGGCUUCUCAAAGAAAAUCAUUUAAUAAGAAGAUCACCACCUGAACGGAUUGGAAUGUAUGGUAAUUUGGAUACAACAUCAACAGACACAGUCCUUGAUGCUAACGGUGAUGAUGUUCCAUACUCGCACUUUGGCAAUCUGAAUCAGUACCCAGCCCUCAAUGAAAUCUCUUCUUCAGAACUUGAAGAGAUGGUUAAACCCUCUGCAAAUUAUUGCAACUACUUCAGUGUACCUCAUCAUAGUGAUUCAGAUCCGUUUCAGGAUGACUUAAAUAUAAAAAGCUCAUCUAGCCGCAAUGGUAAGAUCACUUCCCUUCCUGCAGCAAAGAAAGAAAAGAUCAAACCAUCAGUCAUGGUGGGUUCUACUUCCACACAGGCUGAUGCCAAUUUUCCAUCCUUUACAUCUGGAGAGUUUCGAUUGCCUGAUAACAAGGUGCAUCCAUUGGAACAGCCUUUAAAUGAUGAACCCAUACGGUCUCAGCCAACUGAUGGUAGUAAUGCUAACCAAAGUGCUCUUCGGGAAGAAGAUUCUCUGGAUAAACUCCAUGCUAUAUGUGGCCAACAUUGUCCAAUACUGAUGGUGAUAGUAACACCAAUUAAUGAGGAACAGAGAGGAUAUGCCUACCAAAAGGCAUCUGAUAUCGAGAACCAGCUGGGGCCAUGUUUGUUGGCCAAAACGAGUAAACAUUUACAAUGGUCACGCAAAGAUUCAGUAACAGACAGAAAUAAUCAUGUGACUCUGAAGAGUAACUGUAUCAAUAAGAUUGCCAAUAAUAUUUUCAAUAGGUUUUAUGCUAAUAACACCUUAGAUUUUAUUGGUAACAUUGGAAUACUUGCAUGUUCAACUCUGAAAAAUACAAGCAGUUUAGGGAAGUUUCAUGUUAUAGAGGAUAUGAAUGCAAAACCUGUGGAAGUCAGCAACUGUCAGAAUAAUGUAUCCAAACACACACCCAGUCAUCCUGAGAUAGGCACAAAUAGUGAGCUACCCAACAGAAAGUCAAAAACAUGCCAAAGUCUAAGAAUAAGCCUAAUUCAUAUUGUUGGAGAAAAAGUUUCUCCUGUGUUGGCAGAUCCAGCAGAAACUUGUCAUUCUGAAACAUUUCUGAAGUGUGACUCUUCUUUAAAUAACACUGAACAUAAUGCCUCUGAAAAUCUGAAAAAUGAAAAUGCCAUUCCUACAGAAGAAGCAGAAAAAGAAGAUGGUUCCUUUUGUACAAUGGAAAACGGAAAUAGCAAAGAUGAGAAAGACUUGGAAUAG